UCGGAGUGACUCUUAUAGAUCCAUGUGAGAUUUAACCUAAAAAAAGCAGAAGAACGUUUAUUUUUCAUUUAAUUGACGGCAAAACAGAUUCAUUCAUUCACUAAAGGCUAUUUGUGAGAGAAACUCUCAUCAGUACCCUAUUAUUCCUGCAGGAGGAUAUUAUGAAUGAUAAACGCCGUCUUCACCGCUGGAGUCUGUCUGCAGACAGCAGUCCAUUCUGUGAUCAAACUACACAGAGAAUGGACAGAAACACUGUGUGCUCCGCUGAAGCCCACGACCUUGAUGUGAAUGAAAUGAUGGGGUCUUGUGUGAAGUGCACUGGUUCCGUUCACAGCUCAGAUCAGGCCUGUCAGGCUAUGGGUCAAAUAUUUCACACCAAAUGUUUCACCUGCUCUUUCUGCAACAAACAACUGAAGGGAAAGCCAUUUUAUUACUUUUCUGGAAGUGUGUUCUGCGAGGAGGAUUAUUUGUAUUCCAGCGUCAAACAGUUGGCAGAGGUCUGCACGUCCUGCGGAUAUUUAAUCUCAGAUACGAUGACCUCUGACCUUGUGCAGGUGAUCCAGGCUUUGGGGAAGUCUUUCCAUCCCGACUGUUUCCACUGUGUCAUCUGUAAAGAGAAGCUGGAGGGACAGCAGUUUAAUGUGGACACACAACAGAAGAUUUACUGUGUGAAAGAUUAUCGAAGGUUUGUGGCUCAGACAUGUGAAGCGUGUGGUCUGCUCAUUCUUCCCACCGAGGGUUCGAACGAGACUGUACGAGUGGUGUCCAUGGGAAGAAACUAUCACGUGACUUGUUAUGAAGACAAAAGCAACAUUUGAUUCAGACUAUGAAUGUUCAAAAUCUGCUUUAAAGAGAAACUUAAGA
Molecule: messenger RNA, 864 nt
Organism: Triplophysa dalaica
Lineage: Eukaryota; Metazoa; Chordata; Actinopteri; Cypriniformes; Nemacheilidae
Gene: limd1b
Product: LIM domains containing 1b
Exons: 8
Coding region: 162-818 (218 amino acids)
Biological process (GO): response to hypoxia; positive regulation of miRNA-mediated gene silencing; negative regulation of hippo signaling
Cellular component (GO): nucleus; transcription regulator complex; adherens junction
Molecular function (GO): transcription corepressor activity
Source: RefSeq, a predicted model, not a curated record